Symbiodinium pilosum is the source of this 636-nucleotide messenger RNA. The record is from the annotation of a GenBank genome assembly. Lineage: Eukaryota; Dinophyceae; Suessiales; Symbiodiniaceae.
AUGAGGGGUUGGUUGCAGACCCAGGCCAUUGCGGAGCACUAUACCGCGAAGUUGGCCCAUGGGGACACCCCCGUCCAAAACAAGGUCAAGGCGCUGGAGACAGAUCCCGAGUUGGCUGCCAUGUUCGAGGACAUCAAGAAGAAUGGCAUGGAAGCGGCCAUGAAGUAUUACCAGGAUGAAGAACUGAUGCUGAAGAUCUCCCAGAAGAUGGGUGGCCUGCCUUCUGAUCUCCAGCCGGUGCUUCAGAAGAUUGAAGACACCUCCCUGACAUUGCACGAGGCCGCCAAAAAGGGCGACCUUGCAGCCGUGCAGCAGUUCCUGGACAAGAAGAAGCCUUUGGACGCCCAGGACUUCAAGGGCAUCACUCCGUUGGGUUACGCCAUCGGUGCCAACCGUAUCGCGGUUGUGAAGAAGCUUCUGGACAGCAGGGCGAACCCGUACGCCGUGGACAGCUCUGGCAACAGCGGCCUGCACUACGCUGCAGGCUACGGCCGCAAGGAGCUUGUGGAAUUCCUCCUGAAGCUCGGGGUGAAUGUGAGCCAGCCCAAUGCCCAGGGCAUGACGCCCCUGGCAGCGGCCACGCAGAACCGACAGGAGGCAACCAUACAGAUGUUGAAGGCGCACGGCGCGCAGUAG